Lolium rigidum is the source of this 2160-nucleotide messenger RNA. Its product is annotated as protein SUPPRESSOR OF GENE SILENCING 3 homolog. NCBI's taxonomy places the organism in Eukaryota, Viridiplantae, Streptophyta, Magnoliopsida, Poales, Poaceae. Gene Ontology annotation, biological process: regulatory ncRNA-mediated gene silencing; defense response to virus. The transcript is spliced from 6 exons. Bases 61 to 1821 code for a protein of 586 amino acids. The record is from RefSeq and is a predicted model, not a curated record.
CCCGGACUUGCCUAAACCCCACACAGCGGAGAGGACGCCUGAAGAAAACCCUCGCCCGCGAUGUCCGGCGAUCGCCGCGGCGGCGGGCCUCCCGGCAACGGCGACAGCUCCGGGGGAGGUUGGGAGACUAUUGGGAAGAAGAAGAAACCAGGGCAAGCAGCUGGGAGGGGACAAUGGGCACCAUGGAAUUCAUCCUCAAAUGCUCCACCUUCUACAGCACGACAACCUUGGAAUGGCAAUGGAUCUUCGCGUCCUUCAGGAAAUAGUUGGGCUCAACCUUCUGAUCGUAGACCUUUUCAAGCACCAAACCCAGUUGUGACUCCACCUCUGACUAAUGGUUGGCAGUGGGCAUCCAGGGCCCGCCCAUCUGGUUCUGAAAGCAGCAAGGAUGAUGUUGCUUCAUCUGGUUUUGACCCUGAGAAGGAUGAUCCUGAAGUUGAGGAUUCAUCAGAUGAUGACGGCGAUGAUGAUGAUGAUGAUGAUAUGAGUGAUGACUAUGAUUCUGAUGCCAGUGAGAAGAGUUUUGAGACUCGAAAAAUGAACAAGUGGUUCAAAGGUUUUUUUGAAGUCAUCGAUUCCUUAACUUUGGACCAGGUACAUGAGCAUACUAGGCAGUGGCAUUGUCCGGCGUGCAAAAAUGGACCUGGGGCAAUUGACUGGUUCAAAGGGCUGCCAUCUUUGGUGACACAUGCUAGAACAAAGGGUUCUAAGAGGGUUAAGCUCCACAGGGAAUUGGCUGCAUUGCUGGAAGAGGACAUGCUUCGCAGGGGAUCUUCAGUGGUACCAUCUGGCGAACAAUUUGGGAAAUGGAAAGGAUUGCGAGAAAGCACUGACCGUGAGAUAGUAUGGCCACCAAUGGUGAUUGUAAUGAACACCUUACUGGAAAAAGAUGACGAUGAUAAGUGGUUAGGCAUGGGCAACCAAGAGCUUCUUGAAUAUUUCAGUGAUUAUGCUGCAAACAAAGCACGUCAUGCUUACGGUCCAGGCGGGCACCGUGGCAUGAGUGUGCUAAUAUUUGAAAGCUCUGCCGUGGGCUAUAUGGAGGCUGAACGUCUGCAUAAGCACUUUGUUGACCAAAGAACAGACAGGGACACCUGGCAAAAUCGCAGGGUUCCUUUCUUACCUGGUGGGAAGAGGCAGUUAUAUGGUUUCUUAGCCAGAAAGGAAGACAUGGAGACGUUUAAUAGACACUGCCAAGGGAAAAGCCGCCUGAAAUAUGAGAUGAGAUCUCAUAAUGAGAUGGUAGUCGCUCAGAUGAAACAAAUGAGCGAGGACAACCAACAGCUCAACUAUCUGAAGAACAAGGUGGUCAAGACAGAGAAGCGCUCGAAAGUUGUAGAAGAAACCCUUGAAGCUGUUACUCAAAAACUUCGUGAGACGAUGGAAGAAAAUAUCUUUGUAAGGCGUAAAGCUAAAGAGAAGCACUCUGAGUACGAGGAAGAGAUGAAAUCCCAGGAGACAUUCUUCCACGACCAGAUAGAAAACAUUCACCAGGCCACAGAAGAUAAGGUGAGUGAGUUUGAGAGGUUGCUGCAGGAGGAGCGUGCGAAGGCUAGACAGUGUGAUGUUGAUUCUGGGACUUCGGAAAAUCGCAGGCUAAGGAAGGAACAGGUACAGCGUUUCAUAGACUGCCAGGUUAAGGACGUGCAGGAGUUCGAAUCUGAAACAGAUCAACUGAUAAAAGCCCACGAGGAGAAGAAGGUGCAGCUGAAGAAAGAGUACAUGGCAAAGGAGUUGGAGCUCGAGAAGGAGUUUGAUGCCGCUCUCACAAGCCUGAUGGAGAAACACAAGCCAGACACCUUCCAGGCCUCCAGCUCCUGAAGGUCGCUGAACAUUUGCAGCUCAGAGCAAUACCUGAGAUUUGCCUUGGUUGCAACGACAUCUAGAUGUCCAAGAACACCAUAUCCGGUGCAUGAUUAGGACCUGAACCUGACCGAACAUGCAUGGGUGUUAUAUGGUCAUGCUGAAGAAACCUGAACCUCUAGGAGUAUUAAGUAUCAGUACCAUGUGCGUGCUACCCAUCUAAUGAUCGCCUGCUUCGCCUUGGCUUGGGGUAUAGCAAGCAUCGGAUGGUAGUCCGUUCUAGAACAUGUCCUAAUUACCAUGUCAUCAUGCUCGACUCUAGAAUUGCAAUAGAACUUAUCUGAAUUGUGACGUCAA